AUGCAGCAAACGACGAGGUCCCCGGACCUGGCUCCGGGCCGUCGAUACACUGCUGCUCUUCGGUGCAUCGUAUGGAACUUGGUAAGGGAUACGAGGGUUCUGUCAGGUGUGCAGGAACGAGGACUUUUUGAACCCCGCGGGACCGCAGCUGUUAUCGAUAGGCCGGCCCCCGUCCCCAAGCUCUGCGCUGAUCUUCCACUACGAAGAUCGCGAUCUCCACGCCACUUCGGCAAGCACCACGAUCCCCGAUCCAGUACGGUCCCCGAAGCAUCUAUCCGAACUGGUAAAGUAUCUCUGGUUCUGUUCCUGGCCCCCAGUUUAAUCACUCCACAUCCCCUCUCCUCCAAAAAUGCCACUAGAGCAGAUCAGAACACAGACCUUUAUAAUGAAUAUGAAUAUCAAUCUGAGAACAAGAAGUCUCCUGACGAGGCGAUCUCAUCUCGCGAGUGCAUUCCCAAAUUGGUCCAAUUUAUAGGCUGCGAGCUGCGUGGCGAUAUAAAUAAAGAUCGGCUCAAUUUCUUGGCGGGAGGGAAAUGGGGUGAUGCGGAGCGGUAUCGGGUCCGGGGAGGCUGGGGCUGA
Hyaloscypha bicolor E is the source of this 579-nucleotide messenger RNA. RefSeq lists its product as uncharacterized. The record is from RefSeq and is a predicted model, not a curated record. The transcript has 2 exons. Bases 1 to 579 code for a protein of 192 amino acids. NCBI's taxonomy places the organism in Eukaryota, Fungi, Ascomycota, Leotiomycetes, Helotiales, Hyaloscyphaceae.